GAACCAUAAAUACAGUCUGUAGCAAGUUAAUGUGAGGGGUGAGAGAAGCGUUAUCGUGCAGUGUUGAGCAGACAUGUUGCAGAAGCCUCCCUGCUGCUGGAUUUUUCUUGAAAAAGUUUUAAUCAUGACGAUUGAUGUAAAUUUAAUAUGAAACAUUUAAUGAAGCUCAGUAUUUGUAAGAUACUCUAUCUGAGCACAAGUUGUGAGAGAAUUGUGCGUUUUGGAAGGCAGUUGCUUCAGGUCAAGUCUUGUGAUGGUAGCAGAUGUGGAGAACCAAAAGACUCCUCUCAUGUCUUCCCAAGAGGAGUUGAGAGCAGAGAGAGUCAUCAGCCUGCUCGAGCAUGACAAUGUUGGAAAAUUGCGGGAAAUGUUGGAUGAAUGGGGAAAAAAUUGUGUGUGGCGACCUCGGCCUAACAAUAAAGAGAUAGCACUUGUUGAAACAUCACUACACAUUGCAGUCAAAAAGAAUGCCCCCAGGUGUUUGCAGGCUUUACUAGAUGGAAACCCACCUGAAGAGGUCCUCGAUGCCCCAGAUGAUGACGGGGCCACGCCAUUGUUGGUGGCAGUUGCAGAAGCGCAGCCUAACCUUGUUGAGAUGCUCAUUAAUGCUGGAGCCCACAUUAAUGCUCGUAAUGAUAAAGGCCAGAGUGUGCUGCAUAUCUUGACUUACAUUACAUCAAGAGGAGCUGAAUCAGAAAAAGUCUUGCAGGAUUUGACAGAUUUACUUUUACGCCAAAAAGGCAUUGAUUUAGAGCCUCAUGCACACCUCACACCGCUGGCAGCAGCUGCAUCAAAGUUGCCUCAGGAACAUGGAGUUUCUAAAAAUGGUCUCAUUAGCCUUUGCAGAAAACUAGUGAAUGCAGGAGCUUCUCUCCAGGAAGAUGGAGGGGAUGGCACUAUUGAAAAGGUUCUGCUAAACAAACAGGCCCUUCCAGCAGUCUUGGAGGAUGUUGAACAACUGCCCCCUCCUAAAAGACCUGCAAAAUCACAAUUCUUGGAUAUGAUAUUUAUGGGAAAAAAUAUAGAUGAUGUUAAGGCAUUCCUGAGAAAUCAGUCACCUAAAGAUGCUCAUGCUGCAGUCAACUGUCGACUUGGAAAACAAACUCUUCUUUUCUAUGCCAUCAACAUAAGCAAUGAAGCCUUAGUAGAAGUUUUAAUUAAUUAUGGAGCAAAACCACGGGUAUUGGAAGUAACAAAUGAACUCCCUAUUCAUCGAGCUGCUUCUCGAGGUCAUUGGUCUAUUUUCAACCUUAUCAUUAAUCACAUGAAAAUUAAUGACAGACCUGUAGAUCUUAAAGAUUACACUGUCAGUAUUAUCCAGAAGCUAAUGGAGAGCAAUAAAAAAAAGGACACUUCUCCUGAGAUUAAUCAUUCAAAGUGCUUGCAACGACUAAUGCAAGAUGAUGUCAUCUUGAACUUGAACCAGGAGUGGAUGGGUCAGACUGCACUGCAUGUAGCUGCUUCCUUCAACAACCAGGAGGCCAUGAGUGAGUUUCUUUCCCGAGGAGCUUUCCUUGGUGCUCAUCAGACAACAGUAGCCCAUGACCACAGCAACAUCCUAGACUCUCUUCUGCCAGCAACCCUAGAGAGAGCUAUGGAUGGCUGCAUUGUACACUGUCCAAUAACUGAUGAUGUUUCUGAAAAUGAAAAUAUUCUCAAUGAAGACCACAGGCUAAAACUUGAUUAUCGGUUCCUUGUGCCUCCAACCAGUGAAGACAUUGAGAACGAGAGGAGUAUAAAUGAGACCGAAACAUUAAUGGACAUUAGUAGAAGCAACCGGCACAGACAUGCCAUAAAACACCCACUGGUACAGGUUCUCUUGUAUGCCAAGUGGCGUAAGGUUCUGCCUCUUUACCUUCUUAAUUUAGGCAUUUAUUUCAUAUUUGUCAUUAUUCUCACAGCAUUUGUUUACAGUGUUAAAGAUUUACGCAUACUUGAAGCACAGGCCAAAAAUGAUCUUGCUUCUGGAUCAGGCAAUGGAACCAUUAAUGAAAAAAUUGAAAAUAAGCAAGUUACAGUGAACUGUUUCAUGGGUAUCCUUCUCCCAAUCACAAUAUACAUGCUUAUCAGAGAAGUUUUCCAGAUAUUCUUCUCCCGUGAAAUUUACCUCAAGAGCAUCGAAAAUUAUUUGGAAUGGUUUUUAGUGGUAAUAGUAAUAGUAUUGUGUUCAGCAAGAUUUGCUGCUGAUGUCACUCGUCACUUGGCUGCAUGGGCUAUGAUAGUGGCUUGGUAUGAAUUUGUGUUGAUCCUUGGACGUGCUCCUCCCCUGGCCAUCUAUGUGACAAUGCUGAGACAUGUCUCUUGGAACUUCCUCAAGCUCAUCUUCCUUUAUGGUGCUCUCAUUCUAGCAUUCACCAUUAGCUUUAACAUCAUCUUACAGCCUACUGGUGCUGAUCAGGACACUGACUUUAGUGACUUCUGGUCGACACUUCCCAAGGCAAUAGUAAUGGCUACCGGAGAGUUUGAGUACUCUGAUCUAAGCCAACACUUCUCUCGCAGACUGAUCUUCUUAACAUCAGCUCUACUUGUUUUCCUCCUCUUUUUGUUCCUCAUCUUCCUUGUCCUCAUGAACGUUAUGAAUGGGCUGGCAGUCACAGAUACUCAGAAAGUGGUGGAAGACGCAACACUACAUUCCCUCACUUCACGUUUAGAGCUGAUCUACCUGAUUGAGUCCUUGUUCCUCAGAUGUCCUGGCCUUCACUCUCACAUGGAAAAAGUUCAAUUGCUCUCUGGAAAUAAGUACAAGCCUGUUUUAUAUGCCCAGAUGAAUAAACACAUCAAGAAACAGAGACUCAUAUCUGGGAAGGAGCAGUUCCGGAGCAAGCUUGAUGAUUAUUCAGCAGAAUGCCUUAGAAACCAUCGACUGCAGAAACUGGAAGAGGAUAAAGAAGGUGGUGACCCUUUGAGCAAAUACUUACCUGUCUUGCAAAAGCUACAAGAUGUCUUGAGUACUCAUCCCCAAGUUCUGCAGCACUCUGGACCCUAGCCAAUAUUAUAGGACCUACAAAUGUCUUUCUGAUGUGUUCUUUAAUGUGAGAGGUUCCAGUUUUAAUGAAUUUAUUUUACAAAUUUAUUAGUUAAUUGGAAAUUAAAAAUAUAAUUCUAUUCAUAUGAGACAAAUAGUAUAAGGCAAUAUUUAAAAAAAUGGUAUAAGCUUCACUUUAUUUAUGUUACAGCCUCACUUAGAGAUGUGAAUAAUAAUUUGCCAGGAAGGAAUUGUUUCUGACCUUGUAAACUUUAUGAAAGUGUUUUAAUACACUGUAGCUAGUAUACAGCCUAGUAAACAUCAGCCUUGUAUCUGGAGCUGGUGCUGCUACACAUACAGUACCUUGCCUGCUCCAGCUGCUGCUCAAGAAAACACAUCACAUACAAGCACAAUUACAUUGAUAAAUUAUUUUAUAAUAAAUUAAUAUGUGGUAGCUAGCAAUUUCUUUUUAACACAUCAGCCAUUCCCACCAAGGCAGGGUGGCCCAAAAAGAAAGAAAAAAAAACAAAAAUAAAGAAAAAUACUUUCAUCAUCAUUCAACACUUUCACCAUCACUCAUACAUAAUUACUGUCUUUGCAGAGGUGCUCAGAUACGACAGUUCAGAAGUCCCCCCAAACUGCCAAUAUCCCAAAUCCUUCCUUUAAAGUGCAGGAAUUAUACUUCCCAUUUCCAGGACUCAAGUCCAGCUAACAGGUUUCCCCAAAUCCCUUCACAAAAUAUUACCCUGCUCACACUCCAACAGCUUGUCAGGCCCCAGAAACCAUUCGUCUCUAUUCACUUUUAUCUAACAUGCUCAUGCAUGCUUGCAAAAAUAUUAUCAGCAAUUUAAUUGGGGCAUUGAGUUGAGAAUUGAAAAGGUUAGUCAAUAAAUUAAACAGACACUUUUCAAACAGCACAUGUAGCAUACUAAAGGGUUCAUCAACAUUGAAUAUUCAAGAGAAAUCUUGCAUUCUGGAGAUUGCAUUCCAGAGAAAUCUUGCAUUCUGGAGACUGCUUCCAGAGAAAGCUUGCAUUCUGGAGAUUGCUUCCAGAGAAAUCUUGCAUUCUGGAGAUUGCUUCCAGAGAAAUCUUGCAUUCUGGAGAUUGCUUCCAGAGAAAUCUUGCAUUCUGGAGACUACUUCCAGAGAAAUCUUGCAUUCUGGAGAUUGCUUCCAGAGAAAUCUUGCAUUCUGGAGAUUGCUUCCAGAGAAAUCUUGCAUUCUGGAGAUUGCUUCCAGAGAAAUCUUGCAUUCUGGAGAUUGCAUUUAACUUUAAAUCAGUUGAUCAGUAUUUAUUUUCACAUGAUACAUCAUCUGUACAAAGUUGGAUGGCAUUACAUCAGUCACAUGGAAAGUCCCUUAGUUAUGUAGAGCAUUUCAUGCAAACUUAAACCUAACUUACAUCUAGAAGGACUAUAGUAUUUUAAAUAUACUUGUAUAAGACAUAAAUGAUAUUCACAGUAAAACAGAAUAAAUGUUUAUGAAUCAAAUGUAAAUGAAAUAUAAAAUCAUAGCAAGGUACAUGGUGAUAAGGUCACUUAGAUUAUUCUGUACAGUUGAACCCCUGUAUUCAUUGAUUUAGUAUCUGCAGUUUCAGUUAUCAAUAAAAUGUGUUAAUUCUCCACUUUACGUGCAUAAUUUAUCAGUUAAACUUUAUAAUAGAUAUGUAUAGGACUUAUAUAUAGGAUUUGCCAUUAUCCACAGUUUUGGUAUCCACAGCAGGUAUCCCCCACUAAUAUGGGGUUCCUACUGUAUUAAAAUGAUUCAGUUAAUUCAAAAUAAAAUAUUUAAUAUGAAUUACAAUAGGAGUGAAACUAGUAACAUGAUUUAUUACAGAUGUGAUUAGAUAGUAUUUUACAUAUAUAGUAGGGCCCCACUUACAUGGCAGGUUAGGUUCCGGCUACUGCCAGAAAGCAGAACACCAUUUUUUUUCCAUAUAUAAAUGCACCUAAAUGCCAGAUAACAAGUUUACACAAACACAUACAGCCUCUCAUCACUUAGCAACGUACUCGUUUACCGACACCUCGGACUUACGAUGGGCUCUCUGACCAUUAUUCAUACCUAAAUAGUAAUGUAUAUUAGAGCUGAUUUCCUUUAUUCUGUUUAUUUCAAUCUACAGUAUGCCAUAAACAUUUAAAAAUAUACCAAAAAUGUUAUAAAUGGUGCAAAGGUGACAUUAAAACAAUAUCAAAGAUGGUUAACACAAACUCACUACCAUUAUAGUAUGCUCCUCUUAGAGACGAAUUUAUUUAACGAUGUGGCCUCAGGAACAGAACUCCGUCGUUAAGUUAGGAGAGGCUGUAUUAAGUUAGCAAUAAAAUUAGGCAUUAAAAACAAAGAAAAGUAAAAUCCACACACAGUACACCCAUUACUAAACCACACAAUAACCAAAAUCUGUAAACUCUGCAUUGUAAUCCUUAUAGAGAAUAAACUUUGAUUUGAUUUGAUUUGAUUUAAAAUAUUUGUAGACUUAAUGUAGGGUGAGAGGUGAGUUUUAUUUGUAGGAAGUCAGGUUUGGGAAGUAUGGUAGCCAGCCAGGGCAGCUCACCCCACCCUACCCACAUGUAAUGUAAACAAACAAGGCAAACACAUCUGGUUUUCAUUUGUUUUGUAUUAUGCCAUAAUACAAACACUUUACAUUGUGUGCAAGUUGUCUCCACGUUGAUACAGUAGAAUAAAGAGAAACACUCCCAUUCUCAUGUAACACCAUUUUUAGAAGAAAUGACGCUCUGAGGGAAGGCAUACAAAAGGAAAUAUUUUCUAGUUACCCCCAGUAAUAUUAUAGUGUACACAUUUUCUCUGAUGUUUGCCUGGCUGCCACAUCUCAUAUAUAUGUUAAUUUAUUCUACUGUGGGUGUAUUUAUCAUGUUUAUAUGUUAUGUAGUGUGUUUAUUAUAUAAUUUUCAAAAAAAUAUCAUAGAUGGAUUAAUGGAAAUGUCUAUAUUAACAUAAUACAUGACAUUUAAUGCACCCAAGAGAUUACAUAUUAUUAACAUGGUGUCAAGAGUAGAGGGACUUUUAGUGAUUUUAAUAUGUACCUGCAUGCCAGCACAGUGUGUAAGUAUAUUUAGGUACAAGUACACAUAAGUAUAAUUAUCAGAGUACAUACAUGUAAAAAUAUGCACUAACUUUAAAACACUAGAAAUUUUUGAAAAUUUACAGACGUAAUAGAGAGAUAUGCUCACGGUAAAUGUAAACAAACUGGGUGGGGUGCACCAUAUUAGAGAGACCAGGAGUCGUAUAAUAAGUUUUGGUCAUAAUUUGAAAUCACCGUAUUAGCAGAACGCCGUAAGGAGAAACACCGUAAAGCGGGGCCUUACUGUAUGUAUAUAAGACAUUAAUGAUAUUCACAGUAAAAUAAAUUCAAUGAGAAUGACUUAAAUGUAUAUAUAUUAUUAGUUUAUACUAUAAAAGCUCUGUUCCACAAGGCACAGUACUUGCUCCCAUCUUGUUCCUCAUCCUCAUAUCGGACAUAGAUGGAUAUAAGAUACAGCGCUGUGUCUUCCUUUGCAGAUGACACCCUAAUUUACAUGACAGUGUCCUCCAUUGAAAACUGCAAGACUCCAGGUGGAUAUCAACCAUAUCUUUAAAUGGGCUGCAGAAAACAAUAUGAAGUUCAAUGUUGAGAAAUUUCAAUUACUCCAAUAUGGAAAACGUGAGGAAAUUAAAACUUCAUCAGAGUAAAAAGCAAAUUCCAACCACACAGUAGAGUGAAAAACUAAUGUCAAAGACCAGGGGGUGAUCAUGUCAGAGGAUAUCAUCUUCAAGGACCAUAACAUUGUAUCAAUUGCAUCUGCUAGAAAAAUGACAGAAUGGAUAAUGAGAACCUUCAAAAUCAAGGAUGCCAAGCCCAUGAUGACUCUUCAGGUUGCUUGUUCUAUCUAGGCUGGAAUAUUGCUGCACACUAACAGCACCUUUCAAGGCAGGUGAAGCUGCUGACCUAGAAAAUGUACAGAGAACCUUCACGGCAUGCAUAACUGCGAUAAAGCACCUCAGGUACUGGGAAUGGUUGAAGUUAAGAACAUAAGAAAGGAGGAACACUGCAGCAGGCCUGUUGGCCCAUACUUGGCAGGUCCUUUACAAUCCAUCCCACUAACAAAACGUUUGCCCAACCCAAUUUUCAAUGCCACCCAAGAAAUAAGCUCUGAUAACUCAAAUCCAACCCCUCUCACUCAUAAGAACAUAAGAAAGGAGGAACACUGCAGCAGGCCUGUUGGCCCAUACUAGGCAGGUCCUUUACAAUUCAUCCCACUAACAAAACAUUUGCCCAACCCAAUUUUCAAUGCUACCCAAGAAAUAAGCUUUGAUGUGCAAGUCCCACUCAAAUCCAAGCCCUCCCACUCAUGUACUUAUCCAACCUAAAUUUGAAACUACCCAAAGUCCUAGCCUCAAUAACCCAACUAGGUAGACUGUUCCACUCAUCAUCUAGCCUAUUUCCAAACCAAUACUUUCCUAUGUCCUUUCUAAAUCUAAACUUAUCUAAUUUAAAUCCAUUACUGCGGGUUCUCUCUUGGAGAGAUAUCCUCAAGACCUUAUCUAUAUCCCCUUUAUUAAUACCUAUGAACAUCAAAAUGGUAUACCAUUAAUACCUAUCUUCCACUUAUACACUUCGAUCAGGUCUCCCCUCAUUCUUCGUCUAACAAGUGAAUGCAACUUAAGAGUCUUCAAUCUUUUUUCAUAAGGAAGAUUUCUAAUGCUAUGUAUUAAUUUAUCUAAUGCUAUAAUCCUGUACUCCCUAGAAUGCAGGCAGGAGAGAUACAUGGUUAUAUAUACACUUGGAAAAUCCUAGAGGAAUUAGUACCAAACUUGCACACGAAAAUCACUCAAUACAAAAGCAAAAGACUCAGCAGACUAUGCAACAUCCCCCCAAUGAAAAGCAGGGGUGUCACUAGCAUGAUAAGAGACAACACAAUAAGUGUGAGGGGCCCAAGAUUGUUCAACUGCCUCCCAGCAUACAUAAGGAGGAUUGCCAACAGACCCCUGACUGUCUUCAAGCAGGCACUGGACAGGCACCUAAAGUCAGUACCUGACCAGCCAGGCUGUAGGUCGUACAUUGGACUGUAUGUGGCUAGCAGUAACAGCCUGGUUAAUCAGGCCCUGGUCCACCAUGAGGCCUGGUCACAGACUGGGCCACGGGGGCGUUGACCCCCGGAACUCUCUCCAGGUAUACUCCAGGUAUAUUGAAAGUAUUCAGUAAUUAAAAAUAAAAUUCUAGUAAAAAAUACAGUAAGGAUGAAGCUAGUUAAAUGAAUUGAUACAAAGUAUAGUGAGAUAGUAUAUAGCUGUCUAAUAAUAUAUGAGAGUUGAAGGAAGGAUGAAACAAGAACAGGGACAGUAUUGUAUUAAGGUAAGGAGAGGCUGUUUAGCAGUAGCAGUGGCCUGGUGGCCUGGUGGCCCGGUGGCCUGGUGGCCCGGUGGCCUGGUGGCCCGGUGGCCUGGUGGCUAAAGCUCCCGCUUCACACACGGAGGGCCCGGGUUCGAUUCCCGCCGGGUGGAAACUUUUCGACACGUUUCCUUACACCUGUUGUCCUGUUCACCUAGCAGCAAAUAGGUACUUGGGUGUUAGUCGACUGGUGUGGGUCGCAUCCUGGGGGACAAGAUUAAGGACCCCAAUGGAAAUAAGUUAGACAGUCCUCGAUGACGCACUGACUUUCUUGGGUUAUCCUGGGUGGCUAACCCUCCGGGGUUAAAAAUCCGAACGAAAUCUUAUCUUAUAGUGGAUGGCAGAGAGGGAACCUCUGAAAUCGUCAGGUAAAGAGCUCCAGAUUUAUGGUUCUUUUAUAUGCAUUAAGGUUUUACAAAGGUUGAGUCAGAUGUGGGGAUUAUCAUAGAGAUUUUUGUGUAGUAUUAUGGCUAUGAAUUCUGUUGCAACUAUCAAGAAAGAGUUUCAGGGCAAGAUUAAUAUUAAAAUUGAUUGUCUUGUGUAUGUAGUAUGCACAGUACUAUGAGUGAAUUUUAUGUAUAUGUAUUAAGUUAGUUUAGAUUUUGAAAGCAUGGAGGAGUGUGUUUUCUUACACUAGACUGGGUGAUCAUUCAUACUGCUGCUUUAUGUUAUUAUGGGCUUUGGCUGAUUUGCUGUCAUGGAUCCCCAGGCACAAAUAGCAUGGGCAAGGUAGGGAUAGAUUAGUGAGUAGUAUAAUGUAAGUAAUGCUAUUUGAGGUACAUAGUAUCAUAUCUUAGAGAGGAUGCCAACUGAUUUUGGUAACAUUUUCUUUUGUUACAUUCUGAAUGUGGGUGUUGAAUUUCAAGUUGCUGUCAAGGUACAAACCUUCAUUUUGUCUUGCAGUGAUAUCAGAGAGGAAAAUUAAAAAUUAAUUUUCAUCAAGUGCCAUAUCAUGGGAGGGAAAAAAAUGGUCAUACAAUACUAUCACUUCACUUGAAUUUACAACUCUGUUGAACUAUGCUGUGAUGCUUUCAUAAAUCUGUAUAAGGUGGUGUGCAUCAGUGUGUCGUUGCCAGCUACCAUAAUUCUGCAGCAUGUGAAUGUAGGUUUUCUUGCUUGUGAUUGAUAAAAAUUUACUUGAGCAACAACAGUAGUGACAACAGAACAAAGUGAUAUUGCAAUUAUAUCUAUAAAUUAGGAAAGAACCAAGAGUCUGAGUGAUGACAUCAUCAUUAAUCCUCUUGCUACCAACCACAACAAUGGAAAAAUCACACUGCUUUAACUUUCCAGUUAUCCUGAGCCUUUAUUUUGAAAGUAGAAUGAAUAUUUUGGUCUUGUUGUAUAUCAUUACAUCAGUAAAGCCAUUAUUUUGAUGGUUUACAUAUUGAUGAAAUAUCAUGUAAUUAUUGAUUUUAUUCUUUGAUAAGGACAGUUGUUUUCUCCCUAUAAAAAGUGUGAAUAAAAGAAUCUUUAGAAAACAUUUCUGUUCUUAUUGAUAUGUAAUAUGCACUAAGUCAACACAGUGUACUUAUGCUACCUCUUCCAACCAGGCAGCCACCCUUAAGCUUCCAACAGAGAAAUACUGAAGCUGCUGCUCCUCACAUUAAACAGCAUGAUAAUUAAAACCCACUUGGCCUUUGCUCCAUUUAUGUCUAAUCUAAAAAAGUUUCUUUUUACCCCUGCCCUCUUAACUAUUCCUAGUAUGAUCCCUACCCCUCUUGCCUUAAACCCCAGAUUUAUACACCUUUGUCAUCCUACCUCUCUCCAUUCAAACCACCUAUACAGGAUGUGGAGGAAUUGGAUGAUGGUGUAUAAAUCUGGGGUGGAAGGUAGGAGGGUUAGAGGUCAUCCAGGGAAUGGUUGAAGGGAAGGGAAUAGGGCAGCUUUGAAUAUUAUGGGCUUGAGCAUGUAGCAUGCAGAAAAUGUAUACAGGUAUGUAAGUAGAUUAUUAUUAUUAUUUUUAUUAUUAUUAUUAUUAUUAUUAUUAUGAUUAUUAUUAUUAUCAUCAUCAAGGGAAGUGCUAAACAUGUGGUGUCAUACAGCACAUUGCAUAGGGAAUGGGUGGCAUUUGAGUUUGACUCAAGGAAAGGGAGGAUAUACAGGUUUCUUCCUUGGAGCAUAACCCCUCAUUAUUAUGUAGAAUCUUUUGAGAUUUUUAUUGUUUUUCGUGGAGGCAGUAUAGGUUCUUAAGUACUACUAUAUAACUAAUGGUAAAUUAUGCCUAUACAUAUAGCAAACUUGGGGUUAUGGAUAUGAUGCAACUGUACUUAAGUGAAGUGGAAGCUGUGUACACUUGUUACUACAGAAGCUUCAGUACUGUACCUGCAUUAAAUAUGCUAUACAUUCCUUUACUAGUCUUCAUGAGGUAUAAGGACCAAUUACUGAUUUGGUGUCUGAGUUUAAUCGUUAUCAAAGCUAAUUAAGUUACUGUAUAUGAUUUAUCUGCCAAAUAAGUUAAAAUAUAUAUUUUAUCAAUAUUCUGUAGUCGUUUCGUAAUUCAAACAAUGAGUUUUAUGUAAGCUAUAAUUAACCAAAUGUAUUAAAUACUUAUUUGUACUUGCUUAUGUAAUGCCACAUCCUGCAAGCCACA
Molecule: messenger RNA, 10938 nt
Organism: Cherax quadricarinatus
Lineage: Eukaryota; Metazoa; Arthropoda; Malacostraca; Decapoda; Parastacidae
Product: transient receptor potential channel pyrexia
Biological process (GO): monoatomic ion transport; transmembrane transport
Cellular component (GO): membrane
Molecular function (GO): protein binding; monoatomic ion channel activity
Source: RefSeq, a predicted model, not a curated record